Insectozyma verbasci is the source of this 3096-nucleotide messenger RNA. The record is from the annotation of a GenBank genome assembly. Lineage: Eukaryota; Fungi; Ascomycota; Pichiomycetes; Serinales; Debaryomycetaceae.
AUGUUUAUUUUAUCAAAAUUACUUGAAGAUGCAACAAUUUAUAAUUCAAUAUUGAUAUACCACAGGUCAUGUCCUAUAAUAUUUAUAUCCAAGCUAAAUAUAUUAGAGAUUUAUAAGGUUACAAAUGGUGAUUUGGUAGAAGUAGAUGCAAUUGAAUUGAAAGGCAAGAUACAAUCAUUCUGUAAAAUUAAUAUCAAAGAUCAAGAUUUGGUGCUUUUCGUAAAUGAUCAAUUCGAAAUUGGAUUAAUAUAUCUGAAUGGCGAAUCCUCAAUCAUAGUUCACAUUUUAAAUAAAUUAUCAAUAGUUGGUCAACAACAAAAUUAUGAUUCAAAACCAACAUUAAUCCCAUCAUCAUAUAAAAAUCCAAAGUUUAUCGUACUAAGUAUUUUUCAUUCAAAUUUACAAAUUCUAAAUCUUAAUUCUUCAUUUGAAAUUGCUCAAUCAUCUAACAAAAAGAGGAAAUUUGAUCAAAAAUUAUUCAAUCUCAAUUCAAUACCCGUGGGAAACAUAUCAAUAAAACAAAUUAUUACCCUAAAUAAUCCCGAAUUAAUUGUGAUCUUGUAUAAAGAUCCAACUUCUGAAUCAUUUUUCAUUAGAAGCUACAUAUUAUACAACAAUAAAUUGGAAUUAUAUAAACAAUAUUCUGAAUUUGAAGAAGAACCAAGUUUAAUAGUACCUUUACAAGAUGGUUUUCUUGUUCUCAUGCCUGGUAAAUUGGUUUACUUUCCAUUUACGAAGAAGGAUAUAUCAGCACCAAAGGGUGUAACAAUUUCCACAAGAGAAGAAACUUAUAUAAUGAAGAGAUUAUCAACAUCGAGACCAUUUCAAACUUAUACUAUAAUUGAUGAGUCUAGAAUUUUGCUAGUUAAUGAUGCAGGCGAGAAUUAUAUGCUAUACAUGGGACUUGAUCUUAAGAAUCAAUCGUUGUUUUUGAUUAAUCAACUCAAUUUUUUGAAUUUGGGAGUUACUACUAUACCAGACUCAUAUCAAUGCAUAUUCCACAUUGGAAAUGACUUAUUUUUACAAAUUUCAAAAGUUUCAAAAUCGGUAUUGUUUCAAAUUCUUCCAAAUAAGCCUCAUAUUCAUAUAAAAUCACAAAUUGAAACUAGUCCACCUAUAGUAGAUAUGAAAUAUGAGGAGGAUAUACUUUAUACUUGUCAAGGAAGCUGGGAAGGAAGUGAAAUAAGAAAGUACAGCAGUACUAGCUACGAAGUUGAUGUUUUGAAAAGCAAUAAAUUUGAAAGUUUACAUUCUUGUGAAUUGUUUGGUGAUAAGUUAUACAUUGAACAAUGGAAUUCAACUGAUAAUGGAAAAUUGAAUAAGAGAGUAUUUAAUCUAAAACUUCACGAACAAAUAAGUGAAUAUGAGAAAAGUUUUGAAGUUGAUGAUUGGUCAUGUAAAUUUGAAGAUGAUAGAAUAAUAAUAAAUGGAGAAUUGAGAAAUGAAAAAGUUGAUUGUAAAGUAAUAUAUCCAGUAGACAAACUCGUGGUAUGUGCAACUAAUGGUGAAAUUUUCAUAUACAGUAUGAAGAGAGCCUUUCAAUUUCCCCAUUUAUUUGAAGAGGAUAUACAAUCAAUUGAUGUUGUAAAAGUAUCUGAUAGUUUCUUGAUAUUUAUAAAUGAUUUAUCAGGAUUGUAUAAAGUUUUUAAACUGGAUUUGGAAAUGCAUGAAAUACUUUAUGAAAGUCAAUUAAAUGGAUUAUUAAAUAGUAAAAUAUUAUCAGAUUGUUUAAUUUUAUUAACUUCAGAGGGCAUUUUACAUCAGAUCCAUUUCAAUCAAUUAGCUACAAACUUUAUUGCUUCUUCAGUUUCCCAAAGAUUAGACGAUAAAAUAAUGAAAUUAAUCAAGUUUGAUGACAAAUUUAUAGCAUAUAACGAGAAUCAUUUAUUUUUAUUCGACAAACAACUUGACUAUUAUAAAUCCAAUGAAGUUAACAUACAGUCAAAUAUCAAAUUCGUUGAAUUCAUACAACUGAAUAUAUUAUUAACGGUUUAUGAAAAUGGCCUCGUCCAAAUUAUACAAUUAACAAAGUUAAACACCAACAAUUCUUUAUCAUAUAAUAGCAUAUAUUCGAAACUUUUAUUCACAAAAAUAUUACCCAUUGCAGAGUCAGAAUAUCUCAUUAGUCUCGAAUAUGAUAAUUCAACAGGUGAACUAAAGACAAUUUUUAAUUUGAUUGAAAAAUCAACAUGGUGUAUAAUUCAUUCAUUACCAUUUGACAAGAUUGAAUUUAUUGAUAUUUGUCAUGUUCCAAUCACUCUCGAUUCAUAUUCUGCAAUUUUCGUAGCUUUGAAAAAUAACACAUAUCCAUUUUAUAUCUUUGGGAUCAGAAAUGAUAGCAUACAUUUACUUCAACAAUGUAACAUUGAGAAAUUUAAAUUGACUCCUGAAAUUACAUUUCAAUCAAUAUCAUCAUAUAAGGAUAAAAUAUGCAUUAGUGGGAACGUAUUACUUAAUUUAUCAAUAAAUCUUACAAAUGAAGAUAAAUUUGAAUUCGAGAUAUUUGAAGAUGGAUUUAAAUUAUGUCAGGCAUAUGCUACUGAACAAUCAAUAACUAAUGAAACUAUAUAUAUUAGUGAUAUUUUAAGUGGGAUAUUUAGUACUGGAAAAGAAUAUAAAAAUAAUGAAUCGACUUAUUUGGUGAAAUUUGAUGUCCCUACAGAUGAAUAUUCUACUAGUAUAAGUACUUUAAAGUAUGAUAGAACGUAUAAUUAUGCUUUAAUUGGUGAUUCAAUUGGUAAUAUAACAUUUGUGAAGGAAAGGAAAGAUGAAGAAUAUCAACAGAAAGUUGGAGUUGAAUCAUAUUUUAGUUUUCAAUCUGGUGAUCAAGUGAAUAAAAUUGUAGCGGUUAAUAAGAUGUUUGAUCUGGUAACGCAAUUGUUCCUUAUUGGUACUGUGCUGGGUGGUAUUUAUAUGAUGAGCGAAACAACUUCAAAAGAGAUUGAUGAGAUUAUACAAAAGAAAAAUAUUUCUUUACUGCCCGAAGCAAAUAUUGUUGAACAGAGUAAACUAUUAGAGAUUUCCAAUACUAAGGUAAGUAUGGAUAUUAAAGAAUCUAUAAAACAGAUCUGUUUUGAAACUAGUUAUGUUUUAUAA